CUCGUCUUGCAUCAUGGCCUGGCGGAACAUUGCGGCCGCUAUGACAAAGUGUGCAGAAUGAUGGCCGAGCAAGGCAUAGCUGUCCACACAUAUGACGCUCACGGACACGGCAAGUCGGAGCCGCUGGAGGCCGGCUGUCGGGCCCUUGUCGACCGCUAUACACACCUGGCCCACCCGGUGCUACAUGCCGCCCGGCGGGUCCCCGUGUUCCUGUUGGGUCACAGCAUGGGGGGCCUGGUGGCGGCGCUGAUAUGCCUACGGCGUCAGGACCAGCUGGCGGGCCUUAUGAUGCACUCACCGGCGCUGGACGUAGAAUGGACACCAGUGCUCAGGGUGCAAGCCGCGGUGGGCAGUUUGCUGUCGCUGCUCAUCCCCCGUGCCCGCGUGGUCCCCGCGGUACGUCCCGAGGACCUGAGCCCCGACCCUGUCCUGGUGGCCGAGUACGUGAACGAUCCGCUCAACACGGUGGGGCCAGUGCGUGCUCGCACCGCCAACGAGCUGCUGAGGGGCUUUGCGGAGGUGUGCUGCCGCGCCCCAGAGCUGCGACUGCCGGUGUACGUAUGCCACGGCACGCGCGAUGCAAUUACCAGCGCCGCCGCGUCGCGCCGGUUCGCGGAGGGUCCUGGCGGGGUUUCCAGCGUGGACCGUGUAUUUCGGAGCGUGGAAGGGGGUUACCACGAGUUGCUGCACGGGCCCGGGUGGGAGGAAAGCGUGGAGGCCCUAGUGAUGUGGAUGCGGGAACAU
This is a messenger RNA of Volvox carteri f. nagariensis, 744 nucleotides long. RefSeq lists its product as uncharacterized. Lineage: Eukaryota; Viridiplantae; Chlorophyta; Chlorophyceae; Chlamydomonadales; Volvocaceae. Gene Ontology annotation, cellular component: membrane. The record is from RefSeq and is a predicted model, not a curated record. The annotation marks the transcript as partial. The transcript is spliced from 4 exons. Gene Ontology annotation, molecular function: lipase activity.